AUGAGUGAUAAUUUUCGUCAACAAAUAAAUAAUAUUUUUCCCUCAGACCAUCCGCAAAUUAAUUUUUCUUCAUCAUAUACUACUACUAGUAGUAAUGUUGAUAAUAGUAACAAUUACAAUGCACCUGAUAUUGGUACUUUUGAUAGAAAUUCUCAAACUAUCAAUCUAAACAAUAUUGAUAAUAAUCCUCCUGGAUUUUUCUUAACACAUCCUCAACUUUUACUUCCGCCACAAUCUCAAUCUUCACUUAGAACACCAUCUCAACCUUUACCUUUACUUCUUGGGUCACAACAAUCUCUGAUUCCACAACAGCCUCGACCAUUUUUUUCACCAAAUUCUCAAUAUACAAUUUUGAGUCCUCAAGUAAGCCAACAUAUUCCUCAACAAAAUGACCAAGCACAAUUUAAUCCAAGACUUCCUUGUAAUCAUAACUACAACAACAAUCGUAAUAAUAGACUAGGUGGAAAUCUUGAUGAUGUGAUUCUAAAUUUAAAUGACAUUAAUAAAGAUCUUUCAAAAAUUAUGAAUGAUUAUGGUAUUUUGGCUAGACGACUCAAUAAUGCUAUUCAAAAUAUAAAUGCUCUUAAUAGUAACAUCUCAAAUAUUUUAAAUA
This is a messenger RNA of Entrophospora candida, 613 nucleotides long. NCBI's taxonomy places the organism in Eukaryota, Fungi, Glomeromycota, Glomeromycetes, Entrophosporales, Entrophosporaceae. The record is from the annotation of a GenBank genome assembly.